UUUAUUACUGAUGUCACUUCACCCACAUGCUGAAGUGGUAAAGUUUCAUUAAUGUACAGUAUGGAGGAAGUACAGGGGUUUUGUUUUUGUUGUUGUUGUUUACCUAUUUACAUGUCAGCAUCACGUGAUCGUGUGGAUGUUAAAGGGGUUUGAUUUGAACAUUAAGACUCCAUUCAGCAGCGAGCACCUCAUCAGGACAUCACCAUGGCAACCGUGUCAGUUCUGCUCCUUCUGCUCUCAGCUUUUUCUCCUCCAGUCCACAGCCGUCGCUCUAUAUUCCAGAUCAUUCCGAGUGAAAUGAAUCAGACUGCGGCUCGGGCAGCUUGCAGAGAAAAUUACAUCGACCUCGUCACUGUGUACUCUGAUGAAGACAACACUGAACUGCAUAAUAUGAUGAUGAAUUAUGGGUAUUGGAGCUGGAUCGGUCUCUAUCGCAGUAACUUCAGUGAGAAAUGGUCUAAUGCUGAUCCUGUAACAUUCAGAAAUCUGGCAGGGGAUUGUGGGACAUCGAGCUACUGUGCUGCUAUGAAGGCUGAUGGUUCAUGGGAAAGUCUUCAGUGCACAGGGACACGAUAUUUCAUGUGCUAUGAAGAAGAUGCUUCUUCACAGACUCCUAAUUAUCAUCUAAUCCUUGAGAGUGAGACCUGGUCUGGUGCUCAGCGUUACUGCAGGGGGAACUACACUGACCUGGUCAGUAUCAGAGAUCAGCAGCAGAAUGAAGAGGUGAAGAUUAAAGGGUUAAACAGCACCACGUCCUUCUGGAUCGGCCUGCUGUGUGAUGACUGGCAGUGGACCGAUGGAGGAAACUCCGCCUACAGAAACUGGGGGAGUGGCCAACCUCAGUCAUCACCAUACGACUGUGUAAUAUUGAGUGAAUGGGGAUGGAUUUCAGUACCGUGCAAUAAUAAUUAUCCCCCUCUGUGCUACAGCACUUUUUCUCCUCCAGUCCACAGCCGUCUCUCUACAUUCUAUGUGAUUAUGGAUAGCAUGACUCAGACUGCGGCUCGGGCAGCUUGCAGAGAAAAUUACAUCGACCUCGUCACUGUGUACUCUGAUGAAGACUACACUGACCUGUAUAAUAUGAAGCCUUAUUGGUAUUGGAGAUGGAUCGGUCUCUAUCGCAGUAACUUCAGUGAGAAAUGGUCUAAUGGUGAUCCUGUAACAUUCAGAAAUCUGGCAGGGGAUUGUGGGAAUUCGAGCCGCUGUGCUGCUAUGAAGACUGAUGGUUCAUGGGAAAGUCUUCAGUGCACAGGGACGCGAUAUUUCAUGUGCUAUGAAGAUGCUUCUUCACAGACUCCUAAUUAUCAUCUAAUCCUUGAGAGUAAGACCUGGUCUGGUGCUCAGCGUUACUGCAGGAGGAACUACACUGACCUGGUCAGUAUCAGAGAUCAGCAGCAGAAUGAAGAGGUGAAGAUUAAAGGGUUAAACAGCACCACGUCCUUCUGGAUCGGCCUGCUGUGUGAUGACUGGCAGUGGACCGAUGGAGGAAACUCCACCUACAGAAACUGGGCCAAGUGGAGUGGUCAUCCUCUAUCAUCACCAUACGACUGUGUAGUAUUGAGUGAAUGGGGAUGGUAUUCAGUAGCGUGCAGUGAUAAUUAUCCCCCUCUGUGCUACAGCACUUCCAUCCAUGUGAGUGAUGAGGCUCUGAGCUGGGAGGAAGCGCUGGAUUACUGUCGUGAAGGGAACAGGGCUGGAAUUCUCAACAUCGAUUCUGAAUCUGAACAGGAAGAGCUGGAGUCUGAGCUCAGGAGGAGGCGUGUCCCCCCAGGGAAUCUGUGGGUGGGGCUUGGACCGAACCGUCUCUCUGAGAUGAAGGUGUCGUCCGGUCCGCUGACCUGCGAGGACGUAGAGAGACAGACAGAACCUCCGCUGUCUCACUGCGCUGCUGACACACACGCUGCAGAAGCAGCACCUGAUUAUGUGAUGAACUCUGCUGAACUUCGAGUCGUGUGUAAACUGAAAUAAAAGGCGGUUUUCUCCAUGCUGGAAGAACAGAGCACUGCACAGUUGAGUGUUUUCCAGCACUAACUCACCUGAACCCUCCAUUAUGCACGUGUUCACUAGGUGAUGAGUUGAAUCAGGGGUCAUAGAGCAGGAAAAAGCCUAAAGUAUGCAGGAACUGUUCACACACGCAGAGCUUUACACACCAAUUCACAUUCACCAGAAUAUUCACAAGAUGUACUUAAGGCUUUCAGACGAAUUCAUACAAAUACACACAUUUUUAAGAUAUUAAUCCUUUUCUCCGUAAUUUUUCUUUCAAAUUUAUUAAAGCUGUUUCUUUUCUAUUAUCAUAUCUAUAUAUAAUAAGAAAAUAUAUUUUUUGUCAUUUCUCUUGUGAUAUAUUUUGUGCUGUUUCUCUUCAUGUGCACGGUGGCUUAGUGGUUAGCACCUCACACCUCCAGGUCGGGGGUUCGAUUCCCGCCGCUGCCCUGUGUGUGUGUGUGUGGAGUGUGUGUGGAGUUUUCCUCCGGGUACUCCGGUUUCCUCCCCCAGUCCAAACACAUGCAUGGUAGGCUGAUUGGAGUGUCUAAAGUGACCCUGAAGGAAAAGCGGUACAGAAGUUGGAUGGAUGGGUUUAGUAGCUGAAUAAACACUAAUGUUGAGUUCAGAAACGUUUGAUGUUCUUUCUUAAUAAAAUGUAACCUGAUG
Molecule: messenger RNA, 2652 nt
Organism: Ictalurus punctatus (channel catfish)
Lineage: Eukaryota; Metazoa; Chordata; Actinopteri; Siluriformes; Ictaluridae
Product: secretory phospholipase A2 receptor
Exons: 7
Coding region: 205-1968 (587 amino acids)
Source: RefSeq, a predicted model, not a curated record